UCAUGGGCAGUCAGGCUUGACCUGUUUUUUACCUUUGAUGUUUAGCUUGUGAUUCUAGCCCUGCUGCCACAAAGGUCAUUUUGUACUGACCAACAGUUGAUUGUACAUGUGUAUACCUAACAGAAGUGUCAUUUUGUAGCUCCAUAUAUACCUAACGAAGUUCUGGGUGACAGUACAGGAGUCGGUCAUUAGUACAGCAGGAGAUCCAGGUGACAAGUCACAGAAAGCUGUCACCAUGGCAAAUGUGAUGCCUUCAGAAGCUUUGAUAAGAAAGGCUGGGGAUGGACUGCCUAUGUCUAAGAUUGAAAGUCUAAAUCUUUCAGAUAAGAAUCUCACCAUGUUGGAUCCCAAUGUCAUGAACCAGCUGGUGGCCUUGACAACCCUUGACCUGUCGAACAACAACAUUAGCAGUAUUCCUGACAACAUCAGGCUUCCUAAACUGACCACACUGGAUAUCUCGGACAACGAAAUAAGCUCUGUAUCUUUUGGAGAGAACUUUCCCAAUCUGUCCUCUCUGUACAUCGCCGGCAACAAUGAUCUAGGGAAAUCUGACCGUCUGAUGGCCAUAUAUGAGAACUCUAAUCUGAUCCAGAUUGAUGACCAGAGAGUAAGCUCCCUUCUCCAGGUUGUCAGACAGAUUCGCAGCAAGUUUGAGAUACAGGUGAAGGCCAAGUGGGAGGUUUUAUUUGCUGCCCCAUACGCCACUGGUAUCCCUGAUGAUGAGGUUGACCAGGUGAUUGACAAGUUCCUUGUUACCCUGAGAAAAGAUAAUCUCCUCAAAAAUGCAGAUUCCAGAUUUGAAAAGUAUAUGCUGGAAAAGUUAGCCAAGGAAAUGGUAGAGUCUGCAAAGAACCUGUCUAUCUACAAAUCAACACAUUCCUUACCAGGGACACCCCGCAGUGCUCGUCUCAAUGAAAUUCAAUCUCCUGAGACCACACCUGUCCGUCACAGUUCGCGCACCCCUGUACCCAACAAACGACUCAUUGACACACCCACAUGCAAACCACCGACACCUAGCAAUGGAGUGCCAACAACACCUAACUCAAAAACUCCAGAGAAGACACCUAAAGCAGAGGGAAAGGGCAAGAAACGACGAAGGGACUCCAGCCCAGGGUCUGCAUCGAAACCAAACUCCAAAUCUUAUAGAACAGAAACUGGACAAAUGUCAUCACCAAAGUUUAGUCCGAAAUCACCAGGUACAGCAAAUCGUGGCAAGAAACGUAGACGAUCUUCUUCGCCAGGAUCAGAAUGUAAACCGAAGGCCAAAUGUUACCGAACUGUGAGUGGUCAGCUGUCCUCUCCUAAAUACACAUCCCUCAAGGACUCGCAUAAAGAUCAACUGCCACCCGUGUCAGACUACGAUCCAACAUUCUUUGUGCGCUGCCAUUCUGACGAGGAUGGGCCGUCAGACGAUAACACCAAGGUGUGGAGAUGUGCGUUUGAACCUAAACCUAACAGUCCAGGUGAGCACACUAAUAUAGUAGCUACUGUUGGUGGGAAGAUUGUGUGCUUGGUUGACUGUAAAACUGGCAAGGUCAUGAGGAGAUUUAAGGAUACAGACAAGAAAGAGUCAUUCUACACCUUGGCUUGGACCACAAUCCCAGUUGAUGAAGACAACUCUUCAGAGACUACCAACAUUCUUGCUGUGGCUGGGGAUGCAUGUGACGUCAAGUUAAUCCACCCAUCACAACUUGUUGUGUACGCUACACUGGAGGGUCACCGUCGCUACAUCAGCUGUCUCGCGUUCCAUCCGACCUACUCAACUGUCCUUUUCAGUGGUGGUAAGGACAACAGAAUCAUUAUGUGGGACAUCGGGAUACCAGACUUGUCGGACUACUCCACUAACUUCAGGAAGCUGAAAUGCCUGGUAACUCCAGGAACAGACCCUUUAAACCUUGCCAUCAGUCUCAGCAAUAACAGUCUGUUGGCCGGAUGUGAGAGUACCUGCUACCUGUGGAAGCUGAAGGAUAUGAACAAUCUCAGCAAGGAACCUGAUCUGGAGCUGUGUUUGCCAAUAACUGAUGAUAACAGUGAUACCUCCAGUGAUGACAGUAAGGGCGGCGACAUUUUUGACGGUCUGGUCCUGCUCUCUGACAACUAUGUUGUGACUAAAUGUGUGGGUAACAGCAGCUUGACCAUGUUUGACCUCCGGUCCUGUAUUCCCAAGAAAUGGCAGGGCAGACGGACACGUAGUGUCAAAGUCACUCCGAUAGCACUGCUUAAUUACAUUCGUACCACAGUAGACUACAUCUACCUGGCUGCUUCUCAAGGCCUGGUUGCUGCAGGAGAUGACCAAGGUUCCAUUCACUUGUAUAGCCUGGAUCAACUUGUGGAACGAAAGAUAAAAUCUUGUGACACAAUACUGCAGCAGUCGAGGGUGUUGGCCUGGCCAGAAGUCACACUUGGCAGACACAAAGACAGCAUGACAGACCUACUUACUGACAAGGGGGUUGUUAUAAACUCCAUAGCUGUGAACCACAGUACAGACUACAUGGUGUGUGGUACAGACAAUAAUCUUGUGUGCAUCUGGAAACGCUGUUCUGGAAAGUGACCUGGUGUCUACUGGUAAACGUAGUUCUGGAAAGUGACCUGGUGUCUACUGGUAAACGCUGUUCUGGAAAGUGACCUGGUGUCUACUCGGAAACACAGUUCUGGAAAGUGACCUGGUGUCUACUGGUAAACGCAGCUCUUGAAAAUGACCUGGUGUCUACUGGUAAACACAGUUCUGGAAAGUGACCUGGUGUCUACUGGUAAACGCAGUUCUGGAAAGUGACCUGGUGUCUACUGGUAAACGCAGUUCUGGAAAGUGACUUGGUGUCUACUGGUAAACGCAGCUCUUGAAAGUGACCUGGUGUCUACUGGUAAACGCAGUUCUGGAAAGUGACUUGGUGUCUACUGGUAAACGCAGCUCUUGAAAGUGACCUGGUGUCUACUCGGAAACACAGUUCUGGAAAGUGACCUGGUGUCUACUGGUAAACGCAGUUCUAGAAAGUGAUCUGGUGUGUACUGGGAAAUGCAGUUCUGGAAAGUGACCUGGUGUCUUCUGGUAAACGCUGUUCUGGAAAGUGACCUGGUGUCUACUGGUAAACGCAGCUCUUGAAAGUGACCUGGUGUCUACUGGUAAACGCAGUUCUGGAAAGUGACCUGGUGUCUACUGGUAAACGCAGUUCUGGAAAGUGACUUGGUGUCUACUGGUAAACGCAGCUCUUGAAAGUGACCUGGUGUCUUCUCGGAAACACAGUUCUGGAAAGUGACCUGGUGUCUACUGGUAAACGCAGCUCUUGAAAGUGACCUGGUGUCUACUGGUAAACACAGCUCUUGAAAGUGACCUGGUGUCUACUGGUAAACGCAGCUCUUGAAAGUGACCUGGUGUCUACUGGUAAACACAGCUCUUGAAAGUGACCUGGUGUCUACUGGUAAACGCAGCUCUUGAAAGUGACCUGGUGUCUACUUGGAAACACAGUUCUAGAAAGUGACCUGGUGUGUACUGGGAAAUGCAGUUUUGGAAAACAACCCUGUCUGCACUCUGGCUAACAGAGUUCUGGAAAGUGACCUUAUGUGUCUAGGAAUUCCAUUCUAAAAAUGUACCUGGUGUUUGUUGCUUAUCUAGAAAUAGAAAGUGACCUUGUGUGUAUGUGGAAAUGCAGUUCUGAAAAAUGACCUUAUAGAUAUGUGUGUACAGAGAAACAUUUCUGAAAAGUUAUGUGUCUAGAAAUGGGGUACUGGAAAGUGACCUUGGUGUACAACAAAACACUUUCAAAACUGUCUCUUGAGUGCCAUAUAUAAGCCAUAAUUUCUAGGCAAAAAUAUGUCACUUACAAAACAAAUCAUUGAAGAAUUAGUGUGAUGAUUGUACUACAUAACGUUAAGGAUUCAAAUUAGUUGAUAUAUCAUUGAUAAAAUAUUAAUGUAGCUUAUAUUGUUGAUAUAUCACUGAUAAAAGCUACAUAUAUAGACAAACUAUAUAUUAAUGUAGCUGUAUAUAGUUGAUGUUUUACUGAUAAAAGCUAGAUAUAUAGACAAACUAUAUAUUAAUGUAGCUGUAUAUAGUUGAUGUAUUACUGAUAAAAGCUCGAUAUAUAGACAAACUAUAUAUUAAUGUAGCUGUAUAUAGUUGAUGUAUUACUGAUAAAAGCUUGAUAUAUAUAUAGACAAACUAUACAUAUAUAUACAACAUUAAAAUGUAGCUGUAUAUAUUGUGGAAUUGAAUAUAAUUUUAUUUUUUUUUGUGAUAGACACGAAACAUGUUAGUUGAUCCAAUAGCCACUGCCUGCCAAAUCACGUUACUACCUGUAAUUUGUAAAUUUUAGUUGUUCAGGUGUAACAGUAAUGACUUAAUUAAAUAUUAGCCGAUACAGGGAUAUACAGGUCAACCAUAAAGUCUAUGAAUUGUUCCUGUGUGUAUGUUUCAAGAAUGAUAUUUGGGGAAAUUUUAGUACUAUUUAAUUAUGCGUAAGGAAAUAGCCAAAUUAAUAGUGUACUGUUUCCAGCUGUGAGUUACGUAUACGGAUAUUCCAGAUAUCUCUGACAAAAACGAUACGACUAAGAUAAUCUAAUGGAUGUGAUUAUUCACGUUGAACUUACUAUGUAAGUAUCAACAUGUAGACAUGAUCAGUGAUGCUUUUUACAGUUACUACUCCAUACAACGUGUUUAUGGUAAUAUACAGUGGUUAUACAAUUUUGUUAAGGGGGAGGUAACCAUUUUUUACCACAUUCAAUGAAUGCUUCAUUAUUGAAUUUUGUUUUCGUCUUAUACCAUUGAUUAAGAUGCAUUAUUAUAUUUGCUUAUAUGAUGUUUUAUCAAUCAUUUGGGAAAAUUUCCCUAUCUUAUCCCAUUUAAGGUUUUAAAAUUUGUUACCAGAAACAAAAAAUCAACAGAUUUUAUAAAGAUACUUGUUUAGGACUGGUUUUCUUACGUAAGGUAAUGAGAAACAUUUUAUUUCGGUUUCAUUUUAGUUUUGAUGAUUUUGAUGAAAGGAUAUCAAAUGCGAUUUUAAUUAAUUUUUUAUCAUUUGUGAAAUAUUAUCCCAUUCAUGUUUUAUUACAUUUUCCUCAGUAUUGAAUCUCUAAAUAAAUAAUUCUCUGAUAAAUUUGUUAUUUUACUGAUUGUUGUUAUUACUAUAUAUCUGGUAGUGUAGUUGUGAUUUUAACAAAGGACACUGUGAUACCAUUAAAACAUUUUUAUGUUCUUGACAAAAUACAGAAUACAUGUUUCUACCACAAUACGCUGUGUUAUUCGACUCUCAAGCCUUGGUAUAAAUGUGCCGACUAGUGGUAUAUGACCUUCCGGUCUUUUGAUUGGUCAAGAAUUCUAACUUUGACCUGAGCUGAAAUUGUUAUUGACGUCAUCAAUAAUCAAAUGACGUCACAUCACCAGGUCCCGGCCGUCACCUGUACACCUUAUUUGCAUACGCGAAAUUAGGCUUGGCCAUGUUUCCCUUUGAUUCAAGCCGAUGUUAUUGUGGUGGAAACAGGUCACACGACUCAUGAUUUUUGGAUAUGGAGUUUAUUUAACAUUCCUAAGUUAUUUUUUUAAAAGUUGCAAAAGACGCUCGCUAAAGCUCGUGUCUUUUGUAACUUUUAAGAAAUAACUUACUCGUUUGAAAUAAAUACCAUAUAUAUCCAACAACCACUGUUGUAUAACCUCUAUAUAUCAUAUGAGUCACGUGAUACUUUCAUUUAUGAUUAAACCUGAUGUACAUUUAUACAGUAAUAAAUGUCUGAAAACUUC
Molecule: messenger RNA, 5731 nt
Organism: Pecten maximus
Lineage: Eukaryota; Metazoa; Mollusca; Bivalvia; Pectinida; Pectinidae
Product: leucine-rich repeat and WD repeat-containing protein 1-like
Exons: 16
Coding region: 236-2551 (771 amino acids)
Biological process (GO): establishment of protein localization to chromatin; chromatin organization
Cellular component (GO): nuclear origin of replication recognition complex
Molecular function (GO): protein binding; chromatin binding
Source: RefSeq, a predicted model, not a curated record